This is a messenger RNA of Formica exsecta, 1018 nucleotides long. Its product is annotated as polyprenol reductase. Gene Ontology annotation, cellular component: endoplasmic reticulum. The transcript is spliced from 5 exons. Gene Ontology annotation, biological process: polyprenol catabolic process; dolichol-linked oligosaccharide biosynthetic process. The record is from RefSeq and is a predicted model, not a curated record. Bases 65 to 1018 code for a protein of 317 amino acids. Lineage: Eukaryota; Metazoa; Arthropoda; Insecta; Hymenoptera; Formicidae. Gene Ontology annotation, molecular function: 3-oxo-5-alpha-steroid 4-dehydrogenase activity.
UUUUUACGAACGAUCGAGCCGCGAAUUUCUAGAAUGAACCGGUCAGGUCGCGAGAUGCGCGCAUAUGGCAGGCAAACUAACGUGUGUCUCCGACCACGCGUGGAUUAUAUCGGCUGACCAUUGUGAUCGCCGCACAAGGUCAUCGUACAUAUAUAUACAUGUAUAUAUUAACAUGUUCAGCAUAACAAAUCAAGUAAUGGAUGUAAACAUAGUAUACUAUGUUCUAAUUUUUGAAUCAGUUUCUAUCGGAUCGAUAAGUUUAUUAAUUAAUUAUGUGGAACCCUAUUUACCUAUUUUUAUAUCUCGUGGUUUUCGCUUUGGGAAGUGUAGCUCGAAGACUCAUCACGCUUUAUUAACAAAACUCGAAAUACCCAAAAAACGGUUUGGACAUUUUUAUAUAAUCUCUGGACCAAUACUGUUAUUUUUAUUUUACUUUGCAUUAAACAAAUAUUUCUAUAAUGAAAAUGCUCCCGAAAUUGUACUUUCAUUAUUGGAUAUAUUAUUUGGGACAUCAAGAAAGGCUUUAGUACCAGUGGAAAGUAUAAUUCUGGCUAUUUUCGUGUUUUCCAUACAUAUCUGGAAACGAAUAUGUGAAAUGUAUUAUAUUUGUGUAUUUAGCGAUCAAAAAAUAAAUAUAUUCCAUUAUAUACUUACAUUCUUGCAUUAUAUAACGACAUUAGUAUCUUUAAUUGGGGAGUCUGAAGGAUUUGUUAGAGACUCGCAUACGGAUUUGUCCUUGCAUAAAUUGACAAUUGCACAAUUGGUGUAUGCAUUUAUAUUUUUAUGGUCAACAUAUAUGCAACUUGAAAGUAAUUUUAUUCUUGCAAGAUUGCGUAAGAAUCAAUAUGGUGAUGUUGUGACUAAAGAGCACAAAAUACCGAUCGGCGGACUAUUUAAUUAUAUAUCAAAUCCGUUGCAACUAACGGAAAUAUUAAUGUAUUUAAUGUUAUCUGGAAUCCUCUGGCAAGCUUCUACAUUUCAUUAUGUCACUCUUUUUGUUAUAAUAAAUCAGGUAUGA